Messenger RNA from Rotaria sp. Silwood1, 4476 nucleotides. NCBI's taxonomy places the organism in Eukaryota, Metazoa, Rotifera, Eurotatoria, Philodinida, Philodinidae. The record is from the annotation of a GenBank genome assembly.
GCAUCAAUUUUUAGUAUGUGUGUUUUCAUGCUGGGGGGUCUAGGACAACUGAUCAUGGGAUAACUUAUCACGGACAACUGAUCAUGGGAUAACUUAUCACGGACAACUGAUCAUGAUCAUCUGAUCAUGGAAAAACUGAUCAUAGACAACUGAUUAUAAGGGACAACUGAUCUUGAACAGUUGAUCAUAAACAAUCGUUCGAUAAUUGAUGAUUGUCAUUUAUUUCCAAACAAAAAAGAACAGAAAGAAAGGAAGAGAGAUCAAUUAGAAAUUGAAAUUGAAGGCAAGAGACCUGAGAUAGACUAGAGGUUGGGUUGUGUCGAAUUUUUUAACAAUAUUCUUGAUUCUUGCAGCAGCAUCCGCAUAUUUCUUCUGAGGGCGGUUCUCUCGACCAGCUGCAAAGGUCCCUUGUAUCGCCGCAUUCAGAGCUUGUUCCGAGCGUAGAAAUUCGAUGAACUUCCAGAUGUUUGGAUGGACGGCGUCCAGUGAUCCAGAAAAGGCACGAUGCCAUCGCUCAAUGCUGUUGGUAGUCUUUGGCUCCUCUCCCAAGCUUUCAUUAUAGACAUUCCACAGGUCGUGUGUAUAGCGUGGAUUUCUUCGUCGGUUGCCACGGCGGCGGCCAAUAUAGUUGUCGCCGUGGUAGGCAAGGAUCGGCUUUACUUCAUCUGGCAAGGCGUCCGACAACAGCUCGAAGUACUCGCACACACGGUUGGUGGGAACAAAGGCAAUUGCCGGAAUCAUACGAAGUUGAGUGGCGAACUUCUCAUCCGUUCCAUAGCGCACAGCAAGUCCAUUAUUUUGGAUUUGUCGCCAGACUACUUGACAAUGGUGAAAGUAACAACCUUGAAUGAGCGAUUAAUGAAUAAUGUGUCGUCAAGAAUACCAAUAAUAGGGAAAAAUUACCUUUCAUUUGCACUCCGAUAAAGACUUUUUGAAAAGCAUUGAUAGCAGCCAGUUCGAAAUCGAUGUACAUCUUUGUCGGGGCCAAAGUUGGGCAAUGAUGACGAAGUUGUUCCAAGACUCUUCUGUAUGCCAUACCAGUGCGUUCUGACAUCAGAAUAUAGACUACUGGGAUGUACUGGAAACCUAGCUUGAUAUGAAUGGUGUACAAUUGCUGGAAAAGAGGUGGGGCAACGCUGAAUGUUCCGUCUGUAGCCGAGCUUGGCGAAUCUCUGAGAGCUUCCAAGUCUUUUUGAGUCGAGAAUAUCAGAGUCCGCUGUUGACCAGGGCCAGAAUCAUUGAGCAAGAACAAAUCGCCGUUUUUAAGAUGUUGAUACUCUUCAGGAAUUUGGAAACCCAGAAGGUUUUGAGGCAUCACUGGAACGUUGGCGAUUCCUUGUCGAUUUCGGCGAAUAUUCCGGGCCAUAUUUGAGAUGGAAACUGACGCAGCAACUGGCUCGCUCACAUGUUGCAGCUCUUCGGCGAUGAUUCGACGUCUCGGCUCCUGGCUCGAUACAGCCCGUUGCUUGACUGCGUUGGCCAGUUUUACUCGAUUAACCAGUGUGGGAUCGCCGGCAUGAUUGUGAACAUCGAACACCUAUAUAAGACACAGUUGGUUAUUAAUGUUGGAUUUAUGAAACAUACCUCUUUGAUAGUUCCGUUCUGGACAACAACUCUUCGCUUGCAUGAUCCCGAUGUCUUCUUGUGGCAAUCGCAACGAUAGAAGAUUUUUCCUUCAUCAGAUCGGCGAUACUCCGUAUGAAGCCAUCCAUCAUGAACAAGCUUGCCAGAUCCACGUUGACUUUUGACGAAUUGGAGAGUCAUAUCGAGCAACGUGAAUGACGACGAAAAUUCUGAUGAUAAAUGAUAAGAUAAAAUGACUAUAACAUUGUCUUUUAUAUGAUAAAUGAUAACAAUGAUCUCAUGACUCUUCAUGAUCAAUUUUCCUUUAUGAUCAGUUAUUCAUGAUCAGUCGUCCGCCGUGAUCAGUUAUCUGUCAUGAUCAAUUGUCCGUGAUCAGUUGUUCCAUAAUCAAUUUCCUGUGAUCAGUUGUCCGCUCACCCAUGCUGGGUUGUAUAGCCAGUAAAACGCCACGCUGGCUAGGCGGGUUGGUGAGUGUUUGUAAUCAGAGUUUUCUCUCUUAGAUGAGUUGCCUAUCAUGGCUAAGAGCCUCAUCUGCCCUUGGUUUUAAAUCAGAGUUUUCCUUCUCUUAGGUGAUCUACUAAUCAAGGCUAGAGAGCUCCACCUACCCUGGCUAAGGCUUAUGAAACUUGGUUCGGGUGAACCUUGCCUCUGGCGGCCUAUACUCGCCAUGUCAUAUUGUCAUCUUUGGAUUUCUGUAGCAUUUUAUAGGUGUUUUAGUGCCAUCCAAAAUCCCACCACAUCCUGAUGACAAGGUGCCUGGAUUGUCCGGGACUGUUUAUUUGAUAAAUGCUUGAUCUUAUUCGCAGCUAACCAUCAUACUAAUGGCCGUUCCACUAUCCGCAACCUGUCGAUCCGAUUGGUAGCACUCAGCUUAGCCCCAAGGAUGAUCAUAAUGAUACGUCAAUUUGAAAUUAUAUUGUUGAACAAGAUAUUGGAAAUAUUCAUGAUAUAUUUGAUGAGACAACAGAUGAAUUUAUUGGUGACAAAGGAUUUAGAGAUGCUGAUGAUGAAAGAAUCACAGUUCGAAUACCACUUUCAUUACAAAAAGGACAGACUCGACUAUCAAUACGAGAUGCAAAUACAAAAAGAAAAAUUACUAAACUUCGAAAUUGUAUUGAACGCGGAUUUGGCAGAUUGAAACAAUGGAAAAUUAUUGGCUCUAUUAUUGAUACUAAUUUAAUUUUUAAAAUUGGUUCACUAUUGAAAAUAUUAGGUGCAGUGGAUAAUAUAUAUUUGGAACUAUUAUUUGUUCCAACUAAUAAUGAUGAACAAGAUAUUAAUUUUAUUAAACACCGUGAAGUUAUACAAAAUGUUUUAGAAGAUUUACCGACGAAUCAAUGGAUUACAAGGCAACUCCAGGAUGUUGUUCAUUUCAUAUCACCAUUAAGUUUAAAUGUUAUUCGAAAUUAUGGAUUAGGUGAAUAUGCAUUGAAAUUAGCUAUUCCAUAUUUACAAUAUUCUUCGACCAUAUCAAUCAAAACAUAUAAAUCAAAACAAUAUUCAAAUAUUAUUAAAAUAGAAGGUAUAACAUCAAGAUAUUCCAAAAAAACGUCACCCAAACAGCACAAAAUAUUUUUACAAUUUGUUAAUGAUAAUGAUGAUGAAGAAAAUGAUGUUACAUUAUCAAACAAUUAUAAUAAUAAUCAUAAUGAAAUAUCAUUAGAUAUUAAAGGUAUUAAUUUGUAUUGUUCAUGUAAAUCAGGUGCACGUACGGUUGAAGCGUGCGCACAUGUAAUAGCAGCUCUGUAUUGGUUAUAUUCUAACACUAAUGGUGUACCAAUACUAAAUUAUAGUGCUAAAUCAGUUGCAUUGCAACAAAAUAUCACAAAUCUGCAACCGUUCAAUCAACACCGACGACAACAAAAAGCUGACAAUAUUGAUGUUAUUCCAGAUAAUAAUAUAAGUGAUACUGAGGAAAAUGAAUCCUGCAAUAGACAUGAUUUUGUCAUUGCUAAUGCACAAGAUCAAGCUGGCAUCAAUAACGCAAACUUCGCUACUCCUCCUGAUGGUCAAAGCGGUGUGAUGAACAUGUAUCUCUGGAACCGAAUAAGUCCUGGAAAAGAUGGCAUUUUCGAAUUGGGUAUUAUCAUUCACGAAUACGGACAUGGACUCUCCAAUCGUUUAACAGGUGGCCCAGCCAAUUCUGACUGCCUUAACACCGAUGAGUCUGGUGGUAUGGGUGAAGGUUGGUCGGACGUUUUGGCUGUAGUAUUUCGCCAAAAGUCUGAAAACAAGCGUACAGACACAUUCUUCAUGGGUAAUUACGUCUUUGGUGGUCAAGGAAUCCGUAAGUUCCCUUACUCCACAAAUAUGAUUCUAAACCCUUCGUUGUUCUCAUACAUCAACAAGCCUGACUAUGCCGAGCCCCAUGCCAAGGGUGAGGUGUGGGCUGCGAUCCUGUUAGAAGCUUACUGGAACUUGGUUGAUACUCUUGGCUUUACGCCUGACUUGUACUCUGCGUCCAAAUUCAAGGGUAACACUCUUUUCCUACAUCUGAUGCUCAACGGUAUGAAGCUCCAGCCCUGCAAUCCUACAUUCAUCCAGGCACGUGAUGCCAUCAUUCAAGCGGACGCAGCGCUUACCAAAGGAAAAUACAAGUGCCAACUGUGGAAGGGCUUUGCCAAGCGUGGUCUCGGUUAUACUGCUCAGGGUGUGAGUGGCAGUGCUAAGGACUGCUUCCAAUUGGCCCCCGGAUGCUAAAAGACGCACUAAUGUUUUUAAGCUUUUUUGAGAACUGUCCAACGAAAAACAGACUGCCAUGGAUCUCAUUUCAGUAUACAUCAAUUUCAUAAUUAUUAUGAUCAAUGUUGAUAACACUAGAUCAUAUUAUUCUCUUUUCUCAUUUUUCUUUUCUUCUUUUGUAUUAUUUUCUUCUUCCUUUUUUUUUCGUUU